This is a messenger RNA of Raphanus sativus (radish), 594 nucleotides long. RefSeq lists its product as uncharacterized. The transcript is spliced from 4 exons. Lineage: Eukaryota; Viridiplantae; Streptophyta; Magnoliopsida; Brassicales; Brassicaceae. Gene Ontology annotation, biological process: rRNA processing. Gene Ontology annotation, cellular component: cytosol. The coding region runs from base 1 to 594 and encodes 197 amino acids. Gene Ontology annotation, molecular function: RNA binding. The record is from RefSeq and is a predicted model, not a curated record.
AUGGUGAUAUUCAAGAGAGAUUUUUUCCAGCUUGUGUUUCUUUCAUCUACUCUCUAUGGCUGGACAAAAGAGGUUCCAUGCACAGAGGAGUCUCCUAUUUCUGCAACGAACCCAUAUGGGCGUACUAAGCUUUUUAUAGAAGGAAUCUGCCGGGGGAUGUACAUCGCUCUGACCCUGAAUGUAAGAUCAUACUACUUAGAUACUUCAAACCCUGUUGGUGCACAUCCUAGUGGUUACAUUGGUGAAGAUUCUCUUCGAUUUCCAAACAAUCUCAUGCCUUAUGUCCAACAAGUUGCAGUUGGCCGUAGACCUCACCUCACCAACCCGAAAACCCUAAGACCAUCAGCUCCUACUCCUUAUAAAGAGAGAUGCAGCCCCUCUUUUUGUCUCAUUCACAAAUCGAGAAGCGAAGCUCUGCAGAGAUUCCCGGAGACUGGAAGCCCUAGCCGUCGCGUCUCUUCCUCUUCUCUUCCUUCUCUCUUCCGCGCGCCGCCUCUCUCUCUCUCUCUCUCUUCGCCGUCCGCUUCUCUCUCCCUCUCCGGCGGACGAGUGGUGGUGGUCGUGGUGGUGAUCGCCGGUGUGGUGGUGGUGUAA